Centropristis striata (black sea bass) is the source of this 3107-nucleotide messenger RNA. It is a transcript of the gene xrcc5, whose product is annotated as X-ray repair complementing defective repair in Chinese hamster cells 5. Gene Ontology annotation, molecular function: damaged DNA binding; double-stranded DNA binding; telomeric repeat DNA binding. Gene Ontology annotation, biological process: cellular response to gamma radiation; double-strand break repair via nonhomologous end joining; DNA recombination. The record is from RefSeq and is a predicted model, not a curated record. The coding region runs from base 97 to 2277 and encodes 726 amino acids. Lineage: Eukaryota; Metazoa; Chordata; Actinopteri; Perciformes; Serranidae. Gene Ontology annotation, cellular component: nucleus; Ku70:Ku80 complex. The transcript is spliced from 21 exons.
ACAGGAACUACCUUCCUGUUCCGCCGGUCACUGUCUGUUUCUCUCCGGACACAUAACAGAGUGACACGCAGUGUUUGAAAGAGGGAAAAAGAGAAGAUGGCAGGUGCUAAAUCAGCAUUGGUGUUGUGCAUGGAUGUUGGCUUCUCCAUGUCCAACUCUGCCCCAGGUGAAGAGCCUCCCUUUGAACAGGCCAAAAAAGUCAUCCAGAAGUUUGUCCAGCGCCAGGUUUUUGCAGAGACUAAGGAUGAACUGGCUUUAGUUCUGUUCGGCACAGACUCCACCAAAAACUCCCUGGACCAGGAUGGCCAGUACCAGCACAUCACGGUGCACCGUCACCUUAUGGUGCCUGAUUUUGAGCUUCUGGAGGAAAUACAGAAUCAGAUCCAUCCAGAGAAUCAGCAGGCUGACUGGCUGGAUGCUCUUGUUGUGUGCAUGGAUCUCCUUAAGAAAGAAACAGUGGGGAAGAAGUGUGAACGCCUCAACAUUGUCCUUCUGACUGACCUCAGCACUCCGGCCAGCCCCGAGCAGCUGGAUGUCAUUAUUGAAAACCUGCAAAAAGCUGACAUCACACUGCAGUUUUUUUUGCCUUUUCCUGCUGGGGAGGAGGAUGAAGAGGGAGGAGAAGAUGGGGACAGAAGGAGCCCCGGUCAUCCAGGAACAGGCAAAGGUCUGUCUAGGGAGCAGAAGAGUGGCCUGGACAUGGUGAAGCACGUCAUGCUGAGCCUGGAUGAGGAGGACGGCCUGGAUCAGAUCUACUCCUUCAGGAAUGCAAUCGAGCAGCUGUGCAUGUUCAAGCGUAUCGAGAAGAGACCCAUGGCCUGGCCCUGCCAGCUGACCAUCGGCAGCUGUCUCCCCAUCCGAAUCGUUGGAUACAAAGCAGUGACAGAAGAGAAACUGAAGAAAACAUGGAUGACAGUUGACGCUCAAACCAACCGGAAAGACGACGUGAAGAGAGAGACGGUCUACUGUCUGGAUGAUGACAAUGAGACGGAGGUGCAGAGGGAUGAUACCAUCCAAGGUUUUCGUUAUGGAAGUGAUAUCGUUCCCUUCUCCAAAGUGGAUCAAGACCAGAUGAAAUAUAAGCACGAUGGGAAGUGCUUUGCUGUCCUGGGCUUCGCCAAACAGCACAUGGUGCGUCGACACCAGUUCAUGGGGAGUCAAGUCGUCAAGAUAUUUUCUGCCAAGGAUGAUGAGCAUGCAGCAGUUGCUCUCUCCGCUCUCAUCCGAGCGCUGGAUGAACUCAACAUGGUGGCCAUCGUUCGUUACGCCUACGACCGGCGCAGCAACCCUCAAGUAGGAGCAGCCUUCCCUUGCAUCAAGCAGGACUAUGAGUGUCUGAUGUACGUCCAGCUGCCCUUCAUGGAAGACCUCAGACACUUUACAUUUCCUUCGCUUGAAAACAACAAAAAGGUCACUCCAUCAGAGACCCAGCUGUCUGCUAUGGACUCUCUCAUUGACUCCAUGAUGUUGGUGGAAGAAGAGGAUGGAGAACAAAAGGACAUGUUCAAGGUCCACAACAUUCCCAACCCUGCCUUCCAGAGGCACUUCCAGUGUCUGCACCAUCGGGCAGUAAGCCCCGGCACCCCCCUUCCUCCUAUCGAGCCGUGGCUCAAGGCUGCUCUCGAGCGCCCUGUUAUCAUUAGUGAACGUUGCCAGGCUCCGAUGGAGGACAUCAAGAGGAAGUUUCCUCUCACAGAAGUGGAGAAGAAGAAGAAGCCGAAGACCAGUGCUCAGGUUUUUGGCAAAGACUCAGAGGAGCCAGAUGCCAAGAAGGCAAAAGGAGACGAAGAAGAGGAGGACGAUUAUAACCUGGCUGACAUUGCCGAAGGCUCUGUUACUUCGGUGGGAAGCGUGGAUCCAGCCAGAGACUUCCGGACUCUGGUGAAGCAGAAGAGUCUUCCAUUCGGAGAGGUCUGUCAGCAACUGACUCGCAGGAUAGAGCAGUUGCUUAGCAACAAGAACACACACUACUACAUGAAAAGCAUCACCUGUAUCCAGGCUUUUAGAGAGCAGUCCAUGAAGCUGGGGGAUGCCAAUCUGUACAAUGGCUACCUCCAGUCCCUGAAAAGAAGCAUCCCAAACAGAGGGCUGGAGGUCUUCUGGGACCUGCUUGUUCAAGAUGCCAUAACUCUAAUCAGCAAGGACGAGGUUGAAGGAAGCACUGUAUCCAAAAACGAGGCUAAUCAGUUUCUGGUUGCUGAGGAGAAGAAAGAGGAGGCUGCAGCACCACCAGCCGAAGAUAUCGGAGAUGUUGAUGACUUGCUGGACAUGAUGUAAGAAGGGAGGCAAAGGGAUUUUGUGCAGAGGACAUGCAGGGAAAUGAGAAGAAUGCAUCAUUCAGCUCGUCCAGACCAAACCAAUUCAGCCGUCCAUUGUUCUGAUUCACAGUUGUGGACCCCAGAUACUCAUUACUGGUGAUACUGAGCACAACUGCAUAGAGGCUCGCACACAGCAGCGCUUUUCUUAGCUAAUGUUUUAACUAGUACUGUAUAAAAACUUUUCUUUAGAAUUCCCAAACACUUUUGCAAAUUAUGUAUGUUGAGAUGUAGAUCUGUUUUGUCUAAAUGUCAAAAUUAUUGUCAUUUUAAAAAAAUCUUCUAAUUCCAUGCUGGUAAUGUUGGAUACAGUAAGUGCUUCAAAUCACAAGCUUUAUGUGCACUACAAACCCCUUUGUGAUGAUAAUAGGGGUGUCACAAUUCUCCAAAUCCACAAUUUGAUUAAAGGUCACAGUUCAAUUCAAUAUUCAAUUUUAAAACUCUUUCAGCACUUUAUUGUAAUUGAGGUUUGAUUUGUAAAGAUCAAGAGAUCAUUCGUUUUAUCCACUGAAAACAAGAUACUAACUUCAUUGUAAUAAAACUGCCAUAUUUUCCGCCAUAUGGUCAAAUUUAAAUAACUGCCGAUCUUGCUUUUAUUUGGAGAAUUGAAAUUGAAGGCUAAUUUCAAUCAAUUUGGGAUUUAGAAUGUAGUUUGUGACACUCCUAGACUUUACAGAAGACAGCACUGCUUUGUUCAAUAAACUGCAGGUUUAUUAUCUUAAGCUUUAAUGGUUGAUGACGAUUGCUGGACUUAUACUAUGUUUUUGCAUAUUAAAAAUAUUGAUGAAUACA